Panicum virgatum (switchgrass) is the source of this 1424-nucleotide messenger RNA. Its product is annotated as thaumatin-like protein 1. The transcript has a single exon. Gene Ontology annotation, cellular component: extracellular region. NCBI's taxonomy places the organism in Eukaryota, Viridiplantae, Streptophyta, Magnoliopsida, Poales, Poaceae. The coding region runs from base 1 to 675 and encodes 224 amino acids. Gene Ontology annotation, biological process: defense response. The record is from RefSeq and is a predicted model, not a curated record.
AUGGCAGCAACGUUCGUGUUCAGAAACAAUUGCAAGGAGACGAUCUACCCCGGCGUGCAGACGAACCCCGGCAGGCCGGCCUUCCCAACCACCGGCUUCCAGCUUCAGCCCGGCGCCGAGGCCCAAUACCGCGGCGUCGCGGGCACCUGGGCCGGCCGCAUCUGGCCUCGCCACCGCUGCUCCCCCGGCGGCGCCUCGGACGGCGGCUUGUCGUGCGCGUCCGGUGACUGCGCGGGGAGGCUCGAGUGCGGCGGCGCCGGCAACCAGCCGCCGAGCACGCUGGCCGAGUUCACGCUCGGCGGCUCGGGCGGCAACGACUUCUACGACAUCAGCAACGUCGACGGCUUCAACGUGCCCCUCCGGAUCGGGCCGGUCGGCGCCGGCUGCGCGACGGUGACGUGCGGCGCCGACAUCAACGCGGCGUGCCCGCCGGAGCUGGCGGUGAGGGCGGCCGAUGGCGGCACGGUGGGGUGCAGGAGCGCGUGCCUGGCGUUCGGCACCGACGAGUACUGCUGCCGCGGGGAUCACGGGACCCCGGACAGGUGCAGGCCGAGCAGGUACUCGGAGUUCUUCAAGCACAAGUGCCCGCAGGCCUACAGCUACGCCUACGACGACAGGACGAGCACGUUCACCUGCGCGACCGGCGCUGGCUACAGCAUCGUCUUCUGCCCUUGACCGGACCGGCGUAUUUUUUUUCAAAUAAAAUUUGUGUAUCAUGUAUGUCCAGCGGCGGAACCAGAAAAAUUUUGAAGGGGGGCCAAGAGGCUAAGCCAACAUAUGGCCAUGGCGGCGGCCGGCGGCGUUACUGCGACGUAUGUACAUCUGCAGUUCGGCUGAGGCGUCCGUUAGUUUGUUAUACCAUUGCAAAAAUGAUUCAGAGUCUAUGUGCCAUGUCUGCGGCUAGGGGCGAAGCUACCUCUAAAAUUAUCAUGGUGCAACCGUUAAAGACCAUAAAAAAUUAACAAUACAUGGUAAAUGCAAGUCUAGCUAGUGCUAAAUUUUUCAUUACCCUGGUGCAUCGGUACCAGGCAAACUGUACGUAGCAUUAACCCUGGCUGCGGCUCCUCCUAAAAUAGCUUUGGUACAGUUUUUUGAUGAAGUAGAAAUUGAAGUUGUGUUAAAAAAUUGUUUCGUAAAACGGCUUCAGUCGCCUAGGAUCAUGGUAGCCGCGAGAAGCCACAAUUUUUUGCUCACAGGCAAAGCCGUUUUAUGGCUUUAUUCACGGCUCCCAUGAUAAAAUCAUUUUGAAAAUGAUAUUUUGACAGAGCUUUCAUCAAAAGUCGGUGAGGAAGCUAUGCAAAACAGACUACUUUUUGCUUGUAAUUAUUGCCUCUUAGACUAUGUACUUGAUUUUAAUUGAAAAUACAACGUGAGCUACUUAGAUAUUGAAUUUAUCGUAGAAUCACUUAUCUAAUUAUUUGUUA